CUCAUUCAUUAUCCUCCUCCAGUCCUCCAUCUCUCAAUUUCUCUCUCGUUUUCUGAAAUUAAAUCAAAAGUAAACACAAUGAUGACGCCGGUGAAGAAACAUGUCUCCAUUAGACCUGUUACUUUCUACGGAAACGGGCUUCCCCGACCUCGUUUCUUUGAUAAUCCUAAGUUCAACGCUUACCGUGUUGAUCCUCCCGUUUCUGUGCUUGAUCCGCUUCUCUCAUGGGCGAGAGACGCUCACUGGUCCAUGGGUGGUCUCAACUUCACUCGUCUCCGUCUCCAAGGCCGAAUCGAAGGAAACGUCAACAAGCUCCGUGCUCAGCUUGAGAAAUCUAGCCCUGUGAAACUCGAAUCUGGAAUCUCCGAGAAGAAGAAGAAGAAGAGAUCUGGUUCUGAGUCUCCUCCUUCUGCUCCGAUUGUGGUGAAACGAAGGAGGUAUUUAGAUCUGAACGAUUCUGAUGAUGAGGAGGUUGGAUCUGAAGAUGAAGGUGUGGUGAGAAUCAGGAGAAAACUCUCUGAUGAUUUUGAUAGAGUUGCUGGAGAGAGUAAGGUCAAACUUGUUGAAGCCAACAAGAAAUCGAUUAAAUCUGAAUUAGUGGAGAAGACGAGAUUGAAGGAGAAGAAGAAGAUUGAGAAAGUGAACAAGACAAGUUCAACGAGGUCAUCUCCAAGAUUGGCUAAGCGUAGCUCUAGUUAGUCUCCUUAAUAAUUUCUCUGUAGGGUUUAGAUUUGAUGAGUAUAGUUCAUGAAAAUGCUACUUUGGUUUUGGAUUUGUGCUUAUAAAUAUGAAUUUAUCUU
Arabidopsis arenosa is the source of this 800-nucleotide messenger RNA. Lineage: Eukaryota; Viridiplantae; Streptophyta; Magnoliopsida; Brassicales; Brassicaceae. The record is from the annotation of a GenBank genome assembly.